Messenger RNA from Lontra canadensis (Northern American river otter), 1191 nucleotides. Its product is annotated as cytochrome c1, heme protein, mitochondrial. The record is from RefSeq and is a predicted model, not a curated record. Bases 16 to 993 code for a protein of 325 amino acids. The transcript has 7 exons. Gene Ontology annotation, molecular function: heme binding; electron transfer activity. Gene Ontology annotation, biological process: mitochondrial electron transport, ubiquinol to cytochrome c. NCBI's taxonomy places the organism in Eukaryota, Metazoa, Chordata, Mammalia, Carnivora, Mustelidae.
CCGGAGAGGGCCAAGAUGGCGGCGGCGGCGGCUUCGCUUCGCGGGGCGGUGCUGGGCCCGCGGGGCGCGCGGUUGCCGGGCGCGCGGGCCCGGGGUCUGCUGUGUGGCGCGCGGCCCGGCCAGCUCCCGCUGCGGACGCCUCAGGCAGUGUCCUUGUCGUCGAAGGCCGGUCUGUCCCGGGGCCGGAAAGUGAUGCUGUCAGCGUUGGGCAUGCUGGCGGCAGGGGGUGCAGGGCUAGCUGUGGCCCUGCAUUCCGCCGUGAGUGCCAGUGACCUGGAGCUGCACCCCCCCAGCUAUCCGUGGUCCCACCGUGGCCUCCUCUCUUCCCUGGACCACACCAGCAUUCGGAGGGGUUUCCAGGUGUACAAGCAGGUGUGCUCCUCCUGCCACAGCAUGGACUACGUGGCCUACCGCCACCUGGUGGGUGUUUGCUACACGGAGGAAGAAGCGAAGGCGCUGGCUGAGGAGGUGGAGGUUCAGGAUGGCCCCAACGAGGAUGGGGAGAUGUUCAUGCGGCCCGGGAAGCUGUCGGACUACUUCCCCAAACCGUACCCCAACCCGGAGGCUGCUCGAGCAGCCAACAACGGGGCACUGCCCCCUGACCUCAGCUACAUCACGCGGGCUAGGCACGGUGGUGAGGACUACGUCUUCUCCCUGCUGACGGGCUACUGUGAGCCACCCACAGGGGUGUCGCUGCGAGAGGGCCUCUACUUCAACCCCUACUUUCCUGGCCAGGCCAUUGGCAUGGCUCCUCCCAUCUACGACGAGGUUCUGGAGUUCGAUGACGGCACCCCAGCCACCAUGUCCCAGGUGGCCAAGGACGUGUGUACCUUCCUGCGCUGGGCAUCUGAGCCAGAGCACGACCAUCGCAAACGCAUGGGGCUCAAGAUGUUGAUGAUGAUGGGCUUGCUGUUUCCCUUGAUCUACGCCAUGAAGCGACACAAGUGGUCAGUCCUCAAGAGCCGGAAGCUGGCAUACCGGCCGCCCAAGUGACCCUGCCCUGUGUCUGCUCACUGUCUGGUCUGGAUAGGCUCUCCAGCCCAGGAGCCGCUCUGGACCUGUUCAGGCCUCAGCUGGCCCUCUUGAAAAGCCCCAAUUUCUUGGGUAAAAGAGGGGAGGGGCCAGGAGACCAGGUUCUGGCUCCAAAAUCUUCAGUCUCCAUCAUGGAAAUAAAUUAAGUUUCUCAACACA